Messenger RNA from Striga asiatica, 2721 nucleotides. NCBI's taxonomy places the organism in Eukaryota, Viridiplantae, Streptophyta, Magnoliopsida, Lamiales, Orobanchaceae. The record is from the annotation of a GenBank genome assembly.
CCAAACGGGCCCAAAAGACGUUUGUUACAGUCUUACAGAAUUGAACAAACCCGCCCAAGGAGUCCUCACCAAACCCAGCCAGUGUUCUUGUUAAGUAAAAACCCGUCCAUCGCCGGAGCUCCGCCAAACCACCACCAAUCCUUGGGCACAAAAAGAAAAAUCAGCUCGGAAAAAUGGGAACUUCGGUUCAGGUCAAGCCGCUGUGUGGAGUAUACAACGAGAAUCCCCUUUCGUAUUUAGUCUCAGUCGACGGCUUCAAUUUUCUCAUAGAUUGUGGCUGGAACGACCAUUUUGAUGUCUCUCUGCUUGAGUCUCUCUCCAGGGUCGCUUCAACUGUGGAUGCUGUCUUAUUGUCUCAUCCUGACACACUUCAUCUUGGUGCUUUACCCUAUGCAAUGAAGAAACUUGGACUUUCUGCUCCUGUUUUUGCCACUGAACCUGUGUUCAGAUUGGGCUGCCUGACCAUGUAUGAUCACUAUCUGUCACGGAAGCAAGUAUCUGAGUUUGAUCUGUUUACGCUGGAUGAUAUUGAUUCGGCGUUCCAAAGUAUUACCAGAUUGACCUAUUCUCAGAAUUAUUAUAUGUCUGGAAAUGGAGAAGGAAUAGUUAUUGCCCCCCAUGCAGCUGGUCACCUUUUAGGGGGAACAGUUUGGAAAGUAACCAAAGACGGGGAGGAUGUUAUAUAUGCUGUUGACUUUAAUCAUCGAAAAGAAAGACAUUUGAAUGGAACAGUUUUGGAGUCUUUUGUGCGCCCUGCAGUUCUUAUAACAGAUGCAUACAAUGCUUUACUGAGUAAUCAGCCUCCAAGACGUCAAAAGGAUCAACAAUUUUUAGAGGUCAUCCUGAAGACAUUAAGAGCCGACGGAAAAGUAUUAAUUCCAUUGGAUACUGCUGGUCGAGUGUUAGAGCUCCUAUUGAUACUGGAGCAGUAUUGGAACCAGGAAGAAGUGAUGUAUCCUAUCUUCUUCUUGACAUAUGUUUCAUCAAGCACGAUUGACUUUGCGAAGAGUUUACUUGAGUGGAUGAGUGACUCAGUUGCGAAAUCCUUCGAGAACACACGGGAUAAUGCCUUUUUCCUGAAUAAUGUCAAACUAUUGGUCGACAAGAGUGAGCUUGAAGCAUGUCCUGAUGGCCCAAAGAUUGUCUUAGCAUCCAUGGGAAGCUUAGAGGUUGGAUUUUCCCAUGAUAUAUUUGUUGAAUGGGCUGCUGAUACAAAGAACCUUGUACUUUUUCCUGAGAGAGCCCAGUUUGGCACGUUAGCACGGAUGCUUCAGUCAGAUCCUCCUCCCAAAGCUGUUAAGGUUACCAUGUCCAAGAGAAUCCCAUUGGUCGGGGAGGAGUUGGCUGCCUAUGAGGAAGAGCAAAAUCGGAAAAGAAAAGAAGAAGCUCUUAAGGCUACACUCAUCAAAGAGGAAGAAGCAAAAGCCUCCCUUGGUGCGGACCUUACUGUAGUGGACCCCAUGAUACUUGAUGCUAACAUCAAUCAAGCUUCUUCAAAUGGUGCUGGUUCGCAACAUGGAGCAUUCAGGGAUGUUUUCAUUGAUGGAUUUGUUCCAUCAUCAUCUACUGUGGGUCCCAUGUUCCCCUUUUAUGAUGAUUCCUCCGAAUGGGAUGAUUUUGGCGAAGUCAUCAACCCUGAUGAUUAUACAAUCAAUGAUGAAGACAUGGGUCACGGAUCUAUGCCAGUUGACGGCCGUCUCAAUGGGAACCUUGAUGAAGCAGCUCCCAAUUUGAUACUUGAUACAACACCAUCAAAAGUAGUAUCUUCAGAGCAAACAGUCCAUGUCAAGUGUUCAUUGGUCUAUAUGGACUUUGAAGGCCGUUCUGAUGGCAGCUCAAUCAAGAAGAUUCUAGGCCAUGUUGCCCCUUUAAAGCUUGUUUUGGUGCAUGGAUCGGCAGAAGCCACUGAGCAUUUGAAGCAACACUGUUUGAAACAUGUUUGUCCGCAUGUAUAUGCUCCACAAAUUGAAGAAUCAAUUGAUGUCACGUCAGAUUUGUGCGCUUAUAAAGUUCAACUUUCUGAGAAAUUGAUGAGCAAUGUUCUGUUUAAAAAGCUCGGGGAUUACGAAAUAGCCUGGAUUGAUGCUGAAGUAGGAAAGACAGAAAAUGGCACACUAUCUUUGCUUCCCUUUUCAAAUCCCCCACCACCACCACAUAAGACAGUCUUAGUAGGAGACCUAAAAAUGGCCGAUUUCAAGCAAUACCUAGCAAGCAAGGGUAUCCAGGUGGAAUUUGCGGGUGGAGCCUUGCGUUGUGGUGAGUAUGUCACUAUAAGGAAAGUCGGAGAUUCGAGCCAAAAGGCAAGUGGUGGUGGCACCAUCCAACACAUCAUUCUUGAAGGUCCCUUGUCCGAAGAGUAUUAUAAUAUUCGCGAUCAUUUGUAUUCACAGUUUUACUCCCUUUAAGAAAGUUGAUCGACCUAUAAUACUCUCUCUUCAGGAAUGCAACACAUAACUAAUCUUGUAUGAUGUUUUGGACUCAUUUCACUACUUGCAAACCAUUUUUCCUGUUGUGAUUAUUGUCUGGUGCACACGUUAGCUGAGUUGCCUAACAUUUUUGUCUUGGUAAGCUUGUCCAAUUAUUAUUAUUAUUUUUUAAAAAAAUAUUGGUCUAAUAGAUGAUCGGUAAUUUGCAUUAUUGAUGUGAGAAAAUCAACAUUGGAACGUGGACAUACGAGGCUGUUUUGAUAUCUGAAUGUGAUGUAACAUGGUUUGUCUUAUC